Molecule: messenger RNA, 7817 nt
Organism: Dreissena polymorpha
Lineage: Eukaryota; Metazoa; Mollusca; Bivalvia; Myida; Dreissenidae
Exons: 10
Coding region: 341-6211 (1956 amino acids)
Source: RefSeq, a predicted model, not a curated record
AGAUGGCGGGAAACCCUCAUUCACUGGUAGAGGAAUGUCUGCAACUAAGCCGAGGGCCACUGGAUAAGGGUUGUUGAUGGUAAAACAGGUAGAGGAAUGUCUGCAACUAAGCCGAGGGCCACUGGAUAAGGGUUGUUGAUGGUAAAACAGGUAGAGGAAUGUCUGCAACUAAGCCGAGGGCCACUGGAUAAGGGUUGUUGAUGGUAAAACAGGUAGAGGAAUGUCUGCAACUAAGCCGAGGGCCACUGGAUAAGGGUUGUUGAUGGUAAAACAGAUUGCAUGGUGAAAAUAAAUACAGCACCACGAUGAUUUGCUAGGUGUUUUGUCAGACUCCACAAAUAUGGAGGAAAACAAACCAAAAGCAGCUCGAGUUGCGAAGGGAACUACAGCUUCUUCCUCCGCUCGAGGAGCGAAACGAACCACCCCGGCUUCAUCCUUAGGUUGUGUUGCGAAAACAACUACAACUAUUCCUUCAUGUCCAGGAGCAAUAUCAAAUAUAGCAUCCUCAGAUCGAGACGCGAUAGAAACGACAGCUUCAUCAGAAGCACGAGGAGCGAAAGGAACUACAACUUUAUCACAAGCACGAGGAGCGAUUGAAACUAUAGCGUCAUCAGAAGUACGAGGAGCAAAAGGAACUAAAACCGCAUUACCAGCACGAGGAUCGAAAGGAACUACAACUUUAUCACUAGCACGAGGAGCAAUAGGAACUACAACUUUAUCACCAGCACGAGGAGCGAAAGAAACUACAGCUUCAUCACCAGCACAAACUGCGAAAGGAUCUACAGCUUUAUCACCAGGACGAGGAGCACAACGGACAACAGCUUUAUCAGCAGCACGAGGAGCGAAAGGAACUACAACUUUAUCACCAGCACAAGGAGCGAAAGCAACUACAACUUUAUCACCAGCACGAGGAGCGAAAGGAACUACAACUUUAUCACCAGCACGAGGAGCGAAAGGAACUACAACUUUAUCACUAGCACGAGGAGCGAAAGGAACAACAGCUUCAUCAGUAGCACGAGGAGCGAAAGGAACUAAAACUCUAUCAGCAGCACGAGAAGCGAAAGGAACAACAACACUAUUCUCACGUCAAGGAGCGAUAGGAACUAUAACUCUAUCCUCCGGUCAAGGAGCAAAAGGAAAUUCUUCAAGUCAAGGUGCGAAACAAACUAAAUAUUCAACCUCAAGUCAAGGAGUGGAAGCAACUACAUCAUCAUCCUCAAGUCAAGUAGCGAAAGCAACUACAUCAGCAUCCUCAAUCAUGAAAUCGACCGUCAUGGACGGAAGUGACGUUCUUAAUGCAAAUACUGAAGCAGGUGUGCGCGAAGUGAUAGCACACACAAUAAAAGGGAAAGAGGACAUUGAAUCGACCGUACUGGACGGAAGUGACGUCCUCAAUGUAAAUACUGAAGCAGGUGUGCGAGAAGUGAUAGCACACACAAUAAAAGGGAAAGAGGACAUUGAAUCGACCGUACUGGACGGAAGUGACGUCCUUAAUGCAAAUACUGAAGCAGGUGUGCGAGAAGUGAUAGCACACACAAUAAAAGGGAAAGAGGACAUUGAAUCGACCGUACUGGACGGAAGUGACGUCCUCAAUGUAAAUACUGAAGCAGGUGUGCGAGAAGUGAUAGCACAUACAAUAAAAGGGAAAAAGGACAUUGAAUCGACCGUACUGGACGGAAGUGACGUCCUAAAUGCAAAUACUGAAGCAGGUGUGCGAGAAGUGAUAGCACACACAAUAAAAGGGAAAGAGGACAUUGAAUCGACCGUACUGGACGGAAGUGACGUCCUUAAUGCAAAUACUGAAGCAGGUGUGCGAGAAGUGAAAGCAUACACAAUUAAAGGGAAACAGGACAUUGAAUCGAGCGUACUGGACGGCAGAGAAGAACUUUCUGCUCUUGUUGACGUUGCAAAAAGAGAAAUUCAAAAUUCCAAGACAAAGAUGGAUGAAGGGAAUUACCAAUCGCAAUGCAAAGAACUGAUCGAAGGUAUGAAAAAACUGUACAGCAACAAAUUAAAUUACGUGACCAUAUCUCCAUUGGAUGACUACAGCGAUGAAAAGUUACGAGAUGUUUAUAUGGCACCGAAAAUGAUGGCAAUGCGCAAGGACAAAAAGGCGUUUUUGAAAACAGAAAAACAAGUUAACACGUACAAGGAGGUUUUUUUAACAGAUAACACAGUUAACCCACGAAUAUUUAUUCAAGGUGAGGCAGGGUCUGGCAAAACAACAUUCUUAGCAAAACUGGCCCUGGACUGGUGUAAAGGAGUUCAUGGUUAUAUUGCAUCGGAUAACAGCGCACCUAUCUUUGCUGAUUUAGACGCACUGCAAUGCUAUGAGUUCGUGUUUCAUAUUACAUUGAGAAAUUCGGUAAACCAGUUUGACAUUUAUACUAUGAUUAAAAAACAAAUAAUGGACUCGAUCUACACCCCAACAGACCGUGAGAAAGCGUACGAACUAGUGAGUGAGAUCAUGAAACAUCAACGUUGCUUGAUACUACUUGAUGGUCUAGAUGAGUGGACAGGACCUGGAGAUCAGCACAACCUACCGACAUUGGUAGUAGAUCACAUCAAAUGUGUGAUGCUAAUUUCAACACGACCUUGGAAAUUGGCUGAUGGUAAAGUUAAACAUUCAGACAUCGACGCAUUGUUUCAACUGGAAGGAAUAAACGAGCCGUUGGCGCUAAGCAAAACUAUACUAAGCCGUUUAAUAGAUAAGGAAGAACUUGAAAUAACAUUCUCAGCAUUUACUCUUUACGUAGAUAAACAGAAGCUCGGAGAGUUAUUGUCAUCACCCAUGAUGCUCUCUGCAAUUGUGUGCUCAUAUGCAGACGGAAUAGAACUUAAAGGCUCUAAGUGUGAAAUAUACAUCCUCUUAGUGGAAAGUCUUUUUAAGAAAGCCAACAGUGAUAAGAGUACAUUUACACAUCCCCCCUUUCCUUUAUUCACACGGACUGAACACAUACAGCCAAAUGUGGAAAACCUGAAUCGUCUUGCUGAAAUGGCCUUUCAUUUGUUGUUUGUAAAUGAAAGGGAAAAUGCAAUAGUGUUUAGCAUUACAGAAUUAAAGAAAUUCAAGAUUGAUGAAAUCAAGGACUUUGCAUUAAAAUCCGGAAUUUUAUCGGCGCAACGAACUGCAUCUGCACUGCGAUCAACCUUAUCAUUUAUGUUUAUCCACUUGAGCAUGCAGGAAUUCCUAGCUGCUUAUCAUAUCGCCCGCAAUGCGAAUCGUAUUGAUGGUAUUAUUUCUAUCUACCUUAACCGUCACCCGAAAGCCUAUCUCGACAUAUCACAGGUGUUUAUAUUCCUGUGUGGACUGGAUGUAUCAUGUGCGGAAAAGCUAUCAAGCAUGAUGGAUGAACGCGAUGCUUUGAAUGAAUUGUAUUUAGACUGUCACGAAAUGUUUAUUAAAAUCAUACUUGCAGGGUUGAGAGAAGCUAAUGCAAACGGAUAUUCCGACAUUUCCCUUAAACUCAGUCACUUUUACUUCGAUGAAGACAACAUCAUUGACCUUCAUAAGGUUUGGGAAACUAACGCGGCUAAUGCCAUUAUGUUGGAAGUUGACAUCGAUGACACGAAACCCUUUUCAAACCAACGACUUUCACCUGCAAUUGACGAGUGCGCAUCUCAGAUUACAAUUGACCUUCAAUCAUGCCUAGAGCUGACAUAUCUAACGCUAGAAGGACGUAGCAUAUUGGUUAAAGAUUCUGCCAGUGUGGGCACAUUGGAAUUUCCGGUCUGCAUUUUUCUAAAUAUUGCCGAUCCAACCCAGUGCACAGAGCUUCCUCCUGUACUUCCCUCCAUCACAGACAUUUACUUGACCCGUGUCACAUGUUCCUGUACCUGGCUACGCAGUCUGCUUAGCAUGAUGCUGACACGUAAUUGUAAUAUGUACUGUAGGCUGAACAAGUGUCACUUAACUGCGUGUGGAGAGGGCGAAGUCAACACAUCAUACACGACUGGAUACAUAUCUUUAUACGUACGUCAAAACAAAAGCAUAUCAAUAAUCCUAGAUAAUGAUACCGGUCUGUGGGAGAUUCUGCAUGGUCUGAGUAUUAAGGGUCUGAGUCUGGAUGGUCGUGGGGAGAGCGGUUGUAGAGUGAAUCAUGAAAAGUCGUUCUCACAGACGAUAGCAUCGCUCUCAAAGCUGGAAGAACUAGAUAUUACAAUGGAUGAAUUGACUCCUUGUGUGUGGGAGGCUCUCCGUGGUCUGAAUAUCAAGAGUCUGGCUCUGGGCAGUAGGGAGAGGGGAGAGUUGCAUGCAGAGUCGUUGACUCAGUCGCUAUCAUCACUCAAGAGGCUGGAAACACUUGGAAUUGGUGUGACUGAAGACAGUCCUGGUCUGUGGAAGGCUCUCCAUGGUCUGAAUAUCAAGGGUUUGAGACUGGAUGGUUGGAAGGGGGAAGGAUUGAGGAUAAAUCAUUCACAUUCGUUGCCUCAGUCGCUAUCAUCGCUCAUGAGGCUGCAAAAACUUGAUAUUCAUGUAGCUGAAGAUAGUACUGGUCUUUGGGAGGCUCUCCAUGGUCUGAAUAUCAAGAGUUUGAGACUGGAUGGUUGGAAGGGGGAAGGAUUGAGGAUAAAUCAUUCACAUUCGUUGUCUCAGUCGCUAUCAUCGCUCAUGAGGCUGCAAAAACUUGAUAUUCAUGUGGCUGAAGAUAGUACUGGUCUUUGGGAGGCUUUCUAUGGCCUUAAUAUCAAUAAGCUGCGUGUGUUUUGUAAGGGUAGAGUAAAUUAUAAAGAGUCGUUGUCUCAUUUUCUAGCAUCGCUUACACGGCUGGAAACACUUAGUAUUGAUGCGCAUGAAGCCUGUCCUGGUUUGUGGGAGGCUCUCAAAGGUUUGAGUGUCAAGAGUCUGACUAUUAAAGGUGGGAACAAAGGUUUCGAAUUAAAUCAUACAGAGUUGUUGUCUCAGGCACUAUCAUCACUCACACAGCUUGAAACACUCGAUAUGGACGUACGUGAGAACAGUACUGGUCUGUGGGAGGCUAUCCAUACUUUGAAUAUCAAGACUCUGAGUCUGAGUCUUAUUUGGAUUCAGUGGACCGAUUUGCGUACAGAGUCGUUGUCUAAAUCACUUUCAUCUCUCACACGUCUAGAAACUCUUAAUGUUAGUGUGUGGGCAGAAAUGUAUGCAGUCUGUAGUUGUCCUUGGAAGGCUCUCCAUGGUCUGAAUAUCAAGAGUCUGAGUCUGAGACUGUUUCUGAGUCAUGAUCAGAUUGGUAAAUGUAAAGAUUUGCAAGCAGAGUCGUUGUAUCAGUCAUUAGCAUCGCUCACACAGCUAGAAACGCUUAGUAUUACGUUAAACCCAGACAGCCGUGGUCUAUGGAGAGGUCUCCAUUGUCUGAAUAUAAAGAGACUGAGCCUGAAGAGUACGGAGUGGGAAGGCUGGCAUACAAAGUUGAUAUCCUUGUCAAUAUCAUCGCUCACACAGCUGGACACUCUUUGUAUAGAGAUGGAGUGUGAUAAUCCAGGUCUGUGGGAGGCUGUACAUGAUCUGAAUAUCAAGCAUCUAAGCCUGAGUGGCUUGAGGAAACGUACUGGAAUUGAUGUGAAGCAUACAGUGUCGAUGGCAAAGACACUUUCAUCGCUUAAACUGCUAGAAACACUUAGUAUUGAUUUGGAGUAUGAGAGACCUGGUCUAUGGCUGGCUCUCCGUGGUCUGAACAUCAAGAAUCUGAGUCUGAGUGGAGUUCGUAAAUCUUCCGGUAUUGACGUGAAGCAUGCGGAAACGUUAUCUCAGUCGCUAUCAUCACUCAAACAGCUUGAAACUUUAAUAGUACAUGUGCAUGAAUACGUCGCUCUGCAGGUACCUCAAUCAUUGAAGUAUUUAAAUAUCUACUCAGACACCAUGCUUCCAUCCAAAUUGCGCGAACUUGUGUACUCAUUGGCUACGUGUACUCAUACAAUUGAUAGUAAGCUGGAAUUUGGUUGCGCUUCUAGUGUUGAUCCUUCAGAACAAAUCCCAAUUAAGGAAUACAUUCCAAUUCAACAGGAACUUGCUGCACGGAAAAAUGUUACAGUAAAACGAUUCCGAAUAUAUGAAUGGCUUGAUUCUGCCGGUUGUGCCAUGUCUGUACCUGACAUUGGUGAUGUUGAUGACGUUGCUAGCGAUAUCCUUAAAGAUGAUGUUUAUAAAAGAUUCGCUAAAUAUAUGGACCUUUACAAAAUGAAUCGAAUUUCAAUGAGAAUUCAGAUUAUUCCCGACUCACUGUCUUGAAUUAGCGUACAUUUUUGAUGGAUACUAAAUUAAAAUGAUUCUGAUUUUAUUCAUGUCUUGAAGUGUUUCUGAUACUCUUUAACAAUCGAAACUGUUUAAACAUGAUGUGUUAAAUACUUUUUGUUGUUGUUGCUCAAUACAUGAACUUAAGCUAUACCAUUAUGCUAUCCUUAUGUGUUUUUAAACUUCCGACGAUAGGUUUUACACGAAAAUAUGGCGGAAACACAUUAUCUCCCGAUUUUAAAACGGUCUCAGUCUAAUGUAUGUUGACAUUUAUUUAUAACAAUAUAUAUUUAUGUUAACCUCAUCUUUAAAAUAGAUAUUGCGCCGGAGCUUUUCUCUAACAUGUAUUAAUUAUAAAAAUCAACACAAUGGUGUUAAAGGGGCCUUUUCACAGAUUUUGGCAUAUUUUGAAGUUUUUCAUUAAAUGCUUUAUAUUGAUAUAUGUAAAGAUUGGAUCUGAAAAGCUCCAGUAAAAAAUAAAGAAUAAAAUUUAAAAAAGGAAAAAAGUAGCCGGUACCAGGGCUCGAACCAGUGACCCCCGGAGUCCUGGAGUUAGUCUGAAGUAAAAGCUCAUUAGCCCCCUCGGCUAUUCCGCCGGGUAUACACAGUUUAAGCAUUGUAUACCUCAUAUAAGCAAUCUCCGUAGUUUCGUUAAUUUAAACAACAACAGAACUCUCCAAAUUAUUCAAUCGUUUCGCGUUGCAACGCUUUAUCAUUUUCAAAUCGUCAAAAGAUACAUAUAAUAGCUAUAUUGGACUAUGGCAAAUGUUUAGUAAUACUGUUUCCUCACAAAUAUCAUAACUAAAACGAAAAUUUGCGAAUCUGAAACAACUUUUUUCAAUUUUGUCAAUUUACCAAACCGUAAAAAGAUCCCUUUAAUAAGUCUCCUAAGUCGUUAAUGACUUGAUAUUUAAAUCAGGGAACAAAUGGCAUGAUGAUUAUUUUGACCACAGAGCAAGUGGCACACUACUAAACGAAAUAAAACUAUAGACAGAUAUUAAUAGAAUAUAAACUAUUAUGUCUGAAUGUCUGUCUGAUAUUACGUUUUUUGCUUUGUGUCAAUGUUAUUGUACAUGUUUAAAUUAAAUGUAUGCCUUUGUUUCAAUGACUAAUACAAUUUGGAACAUAUUGAUACAAUUUUAUUAGUUCGCUUUCAAGCAUGUACACGUUUACACAAUUGUCAACGCAUUUGAAUAACAUAUAAAUAUUGAAUUAUAUAAAAUAUUUUAAUUUCUUCUUUUUAAAAAUAUAAUUCUAACCGCUUGAUAUGUUCAACUGUAUCAUAUUAAUAGGUUUGUAUUUGCAUGUUAUGCAUAGUACCUGUCAUGUUGAACGUUUCCAAAAAUAGAACCCUUUAAACGUCGAUAAUGAUAGAGUAUUGUUUUUAGAUGUUACAAUAAAAAAAUAGUUUUAUAAUGCACAACUACAUGCAUUUGUAUGUAGUUCUAUGUUCUUAAAUAAUGUAAUUAUAUAAAUGUAUAUGUCUUAUUAUUAACCAGUUGCGGUAGUUUCGGAUUACUCAAUGAUUGAACGUGUGUUGCUUUUUAAUUGAUUGUAAAAUAAGCGUUGUCAUGGUUGAAAUACAAAUAAAAUUAACACUGUU